Messenger RNA from Strigops habroptila (Kakapo), 11258 nucleotides. RefSeq names its product gamma-aminobutyric acid type A receptor subunit gamma3 (gene GABRG3). The record is from RefSeq and is a predicted model, not a curated record. The coding region runs from base 1250 to 2620 and encodes 456 amino acids. Gene Ontology annotation, cellular component: synapse; neuron projection; GABA-A receptor complex. NCBI's taxonomy places the organism in Eukaryota, Metazoa, Chordata, Aves, Psittaciformes, Psittacidae. Gene Ontology annotation, molecular function: GABA-A receptor activity; inhibitory extracellular ligand-gated monoatomic ion channel activity; benzodiazepine receptor activity. The transcript is spliced from 11 exons. Gene Ontology annotation, biological process: synaptic transmission, GABAergic; gamma-aminobutyric acid signaling pathway; monoatomic ion transmembrane transport.
AUUUUCUCAAGGCAGCAGGCGUUCUGGAGUCCACCUGCACUCUUCUGCUGGCGCCGGAAAAGAGCCCAAGUCUUGUAACAAGUGAUUAUUAGCAAUUCACAGUAACUGCGAUUAGCCAGAGUCAACACGAGAGAACUGCUGUAUAAUCUAGUGCAGAGACGUUUAGGUUGAAAAAAUAAAAAUCCUGAAGUGCAUGACUGGGAAUUGAUUGCCGUGCUCACAACGGAUUUUCCCUAAGCUGUCUCAUUCCUUCAAUAAAUAACUUCGGGAACAGAACUCUCCAACCAGCUCUUCUAGGCAUCAUGUAGGAGUUAUUCUAAAAGCAAGACUGCAUCUUCCAGCAGAACUUUUUUUUUUCCUUAAUGUAAUGUCAUAACUAAAACCGACUCCCCCAAAACCUGGAAUUUGUGUCCAAGGGAGGAGGAAGCAAAGGUUUACGCUUCCGAGAUUUCUGAUGACAGUAAAACGAUCACUCGUCGUACCUCUAGCAGAGCUUUUUGUUUCCAGAUUACCGUCACGUAGAUGAGAUUCUGUCAUUUCCCAUUCUGAAAGCAAAGGGGAGUAUUCUUAUCACCCCGAUGCUUGGUGCAAAGCUCCACACACCUGGGGAGAACUGAAGUAACUAAAAAUCACAUCUGUGCUGUUCUUAGUGAAAUAGAAAGACACACGGUGUUCAGACCCAAACUACUUUUGCCCUGAAUACACUUGGCUGCCGCCACAUUUCCGAGUUCUCACAGUAGAAAAUCCUCAUUUAUACUGAAGUUCCCAGAUAGCUCAGUCCACCGCAUCUCUGUCUCUUGUGUAUACGUUACAGGCAUACCGUAUGCAUAUAUAUGUGUAUCCAUGCAUUUGUACAGUGCGUGCAAACUUCUACAUACAUACAGCUAGAUACAGAGGCAUGUACAGAGACGCUGAGUUGUGUACGCCUGUCUGUCUGUGGAAGAUUGUACUGUAGGUCCUCCUCUGUAGCCGCACCGAUUACAUGGAUCUCCGCCUAUACGUACAUCGGGAUGCCGGUGGUUCCGACCACCCCGAGACCAGAAGCAGCGCCGACCCUUCUCCCUCCAUCUGAAGAGAGCCCGUCCAGCGCCCGGGGGGGGGCCAUUCGGCAAGGUAUAAAGCUGAGAAUACAAAGGAAGAGAGGUUAAGAGCUUCACCUCGUUGCCUCAUUCUCCCUUGCACGUGAACAUUCUCUACAACGUUUCCUUCGUCGUGCCCCACCUCUCACCUGGCCAGCGCUGCCUGGAUCAUGUCCGCUAAGCUCCUGCCGGUUUUCUUCCUCCUCUCAGUGUUUCACGCCUGUUCUAGAAAGGUUGAAGAGGAUGAAUAUGAAGAUGGAACAACUAACCAAAAAUGGGUUUUAGCUCCAAAAACACAAGACACAGAUGUGACUCUCAUACUAAACAAGCUAUUGAGAGAGUAUGACAAGAAGCUGCGGCCAGAUAUUGGAAUAAAACCAACAGUUAUUGAUGUUGACAUUUAUGUCAACAGCAUUGGUCCUGUAUCAUCAAUAAAUAUGGAAUAUCAAAUUGAUAUAUUUUUUGCCCAGACGUGGACAGAUAGCCGUCUUCGCUUCAACAGCACCAUGAAAAUACUGACUCUGAACAGCAACAUGGUUGGCUUGAUUUGGAUCCCAGACACAAUAUUUCGAAACUCAAAGACAGCAGAGGCUCACUGGAUCACCACCCCCAACCAACUCCUCCGCAUAUGGAAUGAUGGCAAGAUCUUGUACACUCUCAGGCUCACCAUCAAUGCUGAGUGCCAGCUGCAGCUGCACAACUUCCCAAUGGAUGAACACUCUUGCCCUCUGAUAUUCUCUAGCUAUGGCUACCCUAAAGAGGAAAUGAUAUACAGAUGGAGGAAAAACUCUGUGGAGGCUGCUGACCAGAAAUCUUGGAGACUCUAUCAGUUUGAUUUUAUGGGUCUCAGGAACACUUCAGAAAUUGUGAAAACCUCUGCAGGUGAUUAUGUAGUCAUGACUAUAUACUUCGACUUAAGUAGAAGAAUGGGAUACUUUACUAUUCAAACAUACAUUCCCUGUAUAUUAACAGUUGUUCUUUCCUGGGUAUCCUUUUGGAUUAAAAAAGAUGCCACACCAGCAAGAACAGCAUUAGGCAUCACCACUGUAUUGACCAUGACAACUUUGAGCACCAUUGCAAGAAAGUCAUUACCCCGUGUGUCCUAUGUCACUGCUAUGGAUUUGUUUGUUACUGUAUGCUUUCUAUUUGUCUUUGCUGCUCUGAUGGAGUACGCAGCCCUCAACUACUACUCUAGUUGCAGGAAACCAAACUGUACUAAGAAGAAAAAGUCGCUACCUGAUGUCGGUUUUGGCCAUGUGAUGAAUUAUUCUGUACUUGAUAUGAGACCACCAACUACAGUCAUUACAUUGAACAAUGCCAUGUAUUGGCAAGAAUUUGAAGAUGCAUGUGUCUAUGAAUGUCUGGAUGGGAAAGACUGCCAGAGCUUUUUCUGUUGUUACGAGGAGUGUAAAUCAGGCUCAUGGAGGAGAGGACGGAUUCACAUAGACAUCUUAGAACUGGACUCUUACUCUAGGGUCUUUUUUCCUACAUCCUUCCUGCUGUUUAACCUGGUCUACUGGGUUGGAUACCUCUAUCUUUAAAUGUUGCCUGUAGUGAUGAAGACUCCUAUGUUUUCACACUGCGGAGGUAUGGUGAAAGUGGAGAAAAAGUGAAGGACACUGUCAGUUUCAUCUCAAAUUAUAAAAGCCACAUUAACCUUCACCAUCACAAAGCCUGAUGAAGAAUUUUAAUAUGUAAUUGCCUGAAAAAGAAAAGUGUGGAAGAAUUCUCUCCUUACUGCUGUUCAUUUUAAGGAAAAGAUUCUUACAAAAUUCAAUUGAAUUUGUAGUGUAAGCAAUGUUUAUGAAUAAUUAUUGUAUAUUAGAAUCUCUACUGUUCUCCCUUGGCAUAGAAGUUAUUCACAGUUCAGGCAAAGGUUAAAUAUGUAAUUUUGGUUUUUAUUCCCAUACCUUCUUCAGAAUGCUGCCAUAUUCCUGAGGCUCAGAGCAACAGACACUGGCACUGGCAAAUAAGCCAAAGCUGAUGAAACCAUUCAUUUGUAUUUAAUCUUGCUUGAGCUAUGUCCCAUAGAUUUUGGGAAAUAUUUCGUUGGUGAUCUCCCUGCUAUAGAGAAACCACCAAAUGACAGUAGGAAGUGUCUGGUGGGAUCAAAACAUGGACGUUACUUUCUUCAAAGGUCUGGGAUUCAUGGAAUUAGCCACUUACCUACACAUAUUGGUUUUAACUUAAGGUGAAAAGGUAGAGUUAUGAGAAAGCUAUUAUUUUGAUAUAAAUAAAAGACUUGCCUAUCACUGAGGCAGCUGUAGGCAUAACUUCUAAAAUUUUUCAAGCUUUUAAAUGUCUUUUUUAUGUCUGGUUAAACACAGGAUGGUCAUUGAUUUUUAAAGUACUUGAAGCAGGACAAGAUUCCUGCUUGUUUGUGUCAUUGUAGCAGAUCAUAGUUGAUAGGCCAUGAGUAAAAAUCACUAUGUAAUAGCACUAGGAGUAUGUGACUUUCUUCAGAUUACAAUUUACUAAGAAGUGCUCUCGUGCAUUCUUUUUUUUCUCUCAAAGUUAUUUUACAAAAUUGAAAAACAUGUGUGCCAAAGGACAUUUUUUGUUCCUUCCAUAAAAUGAAAUAUUGCGGUCCUUACUCACAGCAGUUGUUCCCUGAGUCUGAGCUGAAGACUGAACACUUUUCAUUUCACUUAAAAAGGGCAUUAUGGGAAUUCACUUGGAAUAAUCGUGGAAUAGUAACCACAUGUAGGAAAAUGCCGUUUUCACUUUUUCCUUACCUACCAACUAACCUGAAAAGCUGUUUUGUAUUUUUUAAGCUUUUGAGUGUUAAAUUCUUAAACUACCCAUUUUUCAAAAACUAGUUUUACAGUGUUAAACUAGAUUACAUCUUUUACAGACAGUCUUAAUUGUUAUGAGGCAAACAAAACAGAUUCAAAACUAAAUAGCAAUGGCUUGUUACUACCCUUUGGAUGACAAAUGGUUACAAAUCACUAGAGUUAAAACAUACCUAAACCCAAAAUUCUUUUUUUUUUUUCCUCUUCUGAAGGACCUGAUAAUUCUUUUACCAUCUCAAAAAAAUGUGUGUCUCUUUCACCCAGUAUUCGAUAAAAAAUGAGUAGCAGAUGUGAUCAAAGAGCAGUUCUUUUUCUCCUCAGAAGGCAAAUCCUGCAAACAAGCAAAAACUAAUGCAGUGGUAAUUCUAAAAGAACAGAAAUUCUGUUGUGUUCUUUGAAACAUCACUGUCUGUUAUUGCUGUUGCUCUGUGCUUCCAGUGAAGUUGAAUUGAAAAAUAAUUACACAAAAGUUAAUUGUAGUUAUUCAAAAUAUGUCCUUCUGUUUUUCGCUUGUCUAAAAUAUCAGACAGAACUGGAUUUAAGUGGGGUGGUCCUUUCUAAGGACUGAAAAAAUUCAAAUUAGAAGCACAGAAAAGAAAUACUUGGGUUAGGUUUAUUAGCAAUAUCUGCCCAAUCUGAUGUCUUCUGAAUCCAUGAUACCCUUCUGAUUUAAAAAUAUGUGUUGAAGAUUUUGCUAACUCUCAGUAGCAAGUUACUCUGUAAAAUCUAUUACUCUGUAAACCUCUGCAUCCUGCACUUGGAAGUAUGCAUUUUAUUUAAGAAUGUGAGUUAUAUUUUCAUCAGUGCAAGAAGGUGAUUGAAUUGAAGUUGAAUAUCCUGGUCUCUAUUUAUGAAUUAGUCUACUCUAAAAACCACCUUAGCCAUAUUUUGAAAGGACGCUAGAAAUAUUUCAAAACUAAAUAAAAGAAUUGAAAGUUAUCCUUUAGAGGCCUGAUCCUGCAAACCCUCUGCACAAUCAAUUGAUUUUGGUGGGAGUAUUGAAACAGAUGAGACACCAGAAGGUACUUUCCACCAUUAGAUCUUGAAAAGCUAAAGCGAGGUUUAUUUAGUAGUUGCAUACUUGAGUGAAUGUCCUGGGAGUAAGUGUGGAAGUAGAAUGUUCUCAUUUUAAAUGAUGUGCAUAUACUUUUCUUACACUUCUGCUCAUGGCUAUCCAUUCUUGCUAAAAGCAUACAAUCCCAUCAGAUCCUUCCUUGGAAGACUGAUUCUGCUAAGUCUAUUCAUACUGCCUCUGCUUUGUGGGUGCUUUCAUAAACAGAAGUUGGAAGUAUAUAGUUCUAUUUGCCAUGGUCCUAACAAACAAAGAAUCUGCAGACACUACUGGCUUCUCCUCUUUUACUGACAGCAGAGGACAUAUUCUACAGUGUAAUAUAUUCUAUUCUGGGUUUAUGUGCAAAAAAUUGAUUUAUAUGGAAGGUGAGCAGCCACAGGCUGGCAGGUUCCAGAAUGCCUUCGUCUGCUUAUUCCUAGUUGCUUGGUUUACUCUCUCUGCUUCACUGCUCUGUCUUUGGCAGCCACUGAAAAACCAGAGAUCAGGAAAGAUAAGCUUUCUAGGCUCUGCAGUUCAUUCAAAAUGCUGUUAUUCUAGACACCUAGAUAAUGUGGUCUGCAUAUAUCUAUGUGCCAUAUCCUUCUGUAAUAGUAAGAAUAUCCUUAUUAACCUCCAGAUAUUCUUUUGAAAAUUGAAAAAAAUCAACAGUUCUGUGCACUGUGCACUGAGAAAUGCAAGAACCACCUUUUAGCAUUUUGGAACAUUUUCUUCUGAGAUAAUUUCUUUUUCAAGACUUACAUUUAUUCAAUUACUUCUUUAUGUUAUUUAGGACUUCUUUUUAGCCUUUCAAGGAAGGGAAGGAAACAGAGAAAGACAAAACUGAAUUACUAGUGGAAUGAAUGAAUUUGGAUAUGUAUGUAAAACCACAAAUCAAGUGUCUUCACAUUAGACUCCUUCCUGUUUGAAGUUACAGAAAAGAUUGUGAGGCUUUAUUUAGCUAACCAACUUUUCCCAGGAAGAUCUAAAGUAAAACCUCUUAUUCUCUCUCUUCAAUUAAAAGUUGAUGGAUGACGUUUUCUGGCAUCGAGGGCAACAUUUUCAAGAUAGUUAAGAAUUUAUAAAAAUAUUGGUCUGCUUAAUUCAGUCUUUUCAGUUCUCCUGGCCUGAUGCCUAGCAUAUUGACAACUUCUUCUUUUACAGUGAUUCUUCCAAGAAUAAGCAUAUGAAAACUUGCAGCUGGUUUAUGCUGUGUCCAUUUCCAGCAGUAAUGUGGAACUGAAGUACACCACACACCACACAAUUUUAAUGUAACUUUCUAAUCAAGAAGUACGGUUAUAGAUUACAACACCUUGGGCACUUUGAUAACCUUUCUUCUCUUUCAGAUGCUAAUUUUCUCCUCCACCGAUUCUCACCUGUAUAUUGGUGUAUUGCAUGUGCCAAUAAAAAUGCUAAAAAUUACAGCAGGAAGAAUCAAAAAAGCCAGAACUGUCUUCACAGAGACAGCAAUGAGUAGUGAAGCUAAAAGAGGAGGAAGAAAUUAUUUCUUAUUGCUGUGCAAUUCUUAUCUGUCCCACUCCUCUUAUUCAAUUCUUCCUACCCACUACCCACAGCUAAUUCCAAAUCAUCCAAGUGGUGGUUUGCACAUUUAUCAGCUGGAACAGCAAUGACACAUGAACCUUUAGCUGAUAGGAAAUGAUAUUUCUGGAACUGGAAGCAUCAUGCCAAAUAGCUCAGAUAGAUAGAUAGAUAGCUAUGAUCUCGAACACUUUUGCAGCCCUAAUGUGUCUUGGAGUCUAUCACAGCUCACCUUACUUGAUCAUUUCAUGAAGGGAAGAAUGCUUGCCUCCUUUUUACACCAAAUUUCACCAUACACCUAGGAAAGUGGCUCUGCCCUGCCCAUGCUCCAAGCGACCAGGAGCAGCUCUGGAAAGACCUAGUUGCUGUACUGCUUUGUGGGCAGGAAGACUCCAUAUUUUAAGACAGAUUUCAUUAGCCUUACAAUCUGGAGGGUUGGUGUUACCUUCUAAGCUGUAAAACAAAGCGCCCACUACAGCUUAUAAAGGCUGUCCAUAACAGACUGUACUUUCCCCAUUGGCUGCUCUUACUGGGUUUCCAUAAAGCACUAAGAAAAGGCAAGCCAUACCCCAUAAUCUUAGCUGCCUACCCAAUUAGAUUACUUUUUUCAAGGGAUAUUAUUCUCGCUUACAGUGAAAUCUUUGUGCCUCUUACGUUAGUGCCUUUAGCAUUUCUUGAUAUCGAAGGAUAUAUUAUUCCCAGCCUGAGAGUUAGAAAGAGGGACAGUGACCUUGCUGGAGUUCUUCCUGAGCACUACAGUGAGUGACCAAUAUUCUAGAUGUCUUCAACUUAAACAUUGAGCAUUUACAUUGAGCAUUUGUCCAAUUUUUUUCUUUUUUUUUUUUUUAAGCAGUCUGUAGGUUUCUUAAUUCCUAAGUAGCAAAGAAACUGCAAUGGGAUUUCAGCAGUUUAGCAAAUUCUUCCUUCUUCACUUAGCAACUUCAUUCCACCAAGAGAUGCAGUGCAUAUACUUAAGGCUAAUGUUUACUUCAUCCAGGUCACUUCACAGAAGACUCUUUAAAACAGGCAAAAAACCAAACUAUGCAUUGGGAAUGCAUUUCCACAGCUGAAAGGUGAAGUUCUUUUUCCCUUACAGCCUUUUUUUUUUCCUGAGUUAAUUUUAGAAUCUUCCUCCCUCUCUCCCUUCACCUAUAAAAUUAGCAAGAAUGAAAUCACUCACGUACUGAAAACUUACAUUAAAACUUACACUUAAAUACUGAAAAAAGUAUAGUAUAAUCUUAUACUAUAUUUAUAUGCCUAAAAGCUUCUUAUGAUUCACCACAUUGUCUUCUUGAAGGGUUCCAGUAUGCGUGUGAAAAUCAAAGCCUUCCUUCAAGACUCAGUUGCCUUAAUAGUUUUAUCUUUUCCCCUGGGAUCCAUGGUCUGUCUGGAAAACAAACAGAGAAUCUACUUUCUUUAUUGUUUAGACCACUGUUUUAGAUGCUAAAAAAACCCCUAUAUUUUAUAACUAAAAGGAAAUGGUGUUUUAAUAGGAAAAAAAAUCAUCUCCAUUUGAAUUGCAUUGCUCUGACAAUAAUUUUUUUAUACGCCAUACCUGUGGUGUAUAACUUAAAGUGAUAUACUAUCCUAUAAACCUGUCUAGGACUAAGUCCUGAAUUAGGGAUAAAUAUUGCUCUAAUAAUCUAAUUUACCUAGCAGCUGUUUCUUUAAAUAACUUUGGAUUGUGACUGACUUCAGGCAGUUAGCUAGUGACCACUGAUAUUCCUCAAGGGAGAUACUGAAGAUCUGUGAUGAUGUAUUCCUACAAGUUUUACUUUCGUUUCUUUUUUCUCUUUUGUUGUGGGUCCUCAAGACAAUGUCUGUAUGCAUCUGGACUACUCAAGGGUUUUCCUAGAAUACAUGUGAAAUUAAAAAAUAAAAUUCAUCAUGAAGUUCAGUGCCUCAGAGUUGGACACCUGAGAAUUCUCUACUUUCUAUCAAAACAUGCAUUUUGAUCUUCUAAUCAUUUGCUAUUUAUGAAGGACAAAGUAAGACAGCAGAAGACGUGGUUACGUUUAUUCAUGUCUGGGGGUAGACUUGCUCUAGGACUGAAUCAGGCAAAUCAGGCACUGAUACAGUCAGUUAUUUGCCAGACAUUCUUUUACCUAGGUAAUGAGUGACACUAGCCAGAGGAGCCACAACAGCGUCUUUGCUGUCAUGCACUCACAUAACUUAGCUUUACUCGGAGGCCUCAGCCAGCCUGCAGAGCUUCUUAUAAAGAAAUCCAGGUGCUUCUUUUAGUGUUUAAUACAGCACUAAAUAGUCUUCUAAUGCCUCUUUACCUUCUUACAGUCUAUGGCAGUGCUUGGAAGAAAUGAAGCUGUAGGGACAUAUUGUAUUACAAAAUACAAAGAAUACAAUAUCCGGAGUGAAGCUGCUUAUGGCUUCACUGUGGCUUGCUGUUGAGAAUGUGUUAUGAUUGCAAGUUUCAAGAAAAGGCCUCUAGGUCUGAGUCAAAAGCUUCCUCAUCAAUCAGGACCAUUGAUCAGAAGAGGGGUUUAAGUUAAAAUAUUCCUACAAGCAGACAGGAGGAGCUUUGGGUCAUAGAAUCACAGAAUCACAAAAUCACAGAAUGGUUAGAGUUGAAAGGGACCCCAACCCCACUGCCAUGGGCAGGGACACCCUCCACGAAACCAGGUCAUGUUCUGGAAGUGCUGACUAUCCAUUGACAGGCUUAAAAGCUUGUGGAGAGCAGAUUUCUAACUUAAGUACUUAAAGUGAGAUUUGUGAUUUACGAUCUUUAAGUAUUUAUCUAAAAUAGGUAGACGCCAAAAUUUCUAAAUUGCACAUAGAAAAUAGAUGAAGAGAUCAAUAUUCCUGCUGUAUUUUAACUGCUGACACAUGUAUGUGAAACAAAGCACGCUAGAGUCCAUUGAUACUUACAGACCACAUGGGAUCCUUAAAAUGUGAGCUGCUGUUGAACUCACCGAAAGCUGGUUAAAUAAUUGCAUCUGACACUGUUGCACAGGCAGACCAGGGAAGUAUGCCAUUGCUAAAGUGCUCCAAAGACAUAAGCUUCCACAAAAGAGUACUCCUCUGAACAACAGUGGGAAACCUUGUGCAGAGAGAUUACAGUAUCAGUCCCCCAUAUUCUCUUUUAUAGUCAUUAAGGACUCUCGUGGCUUUAAUGUCGUCCAUACUCACAUGCAGUGCUAACCAUAAAUCAUGGGCCAACAUGUGGCUGUUGCAAGUAGGAACACUAGGCUGGAGAGAAUCUGAGUCCUGUCAGAGGCUAUCAAAAGCAGUCAUCAAACAUCUCAUAUAAUCCUGUUUUAAACUCCAUAUAUGGUUCGCAAAACAUUUUUUCACAACAUGAUAACGUACGGAUUUUUUUUUUAAGUGAGUGCAAUUUUAGGAAUCACAUAAAACUGCCAACUAUGUGCCAAAUUGAAUUUUCUUAUAGAACACAAAAAAUUUUAGAUUUCUAACUAUCCUUCUUUCCUAAGUUUUUCUUAGGGAUGUGUGAUUUCUUUGCUAGCAGUGCAGCUUGUGAUGUCAUAGUGAAAUGAAAGUACAAUUAUGUGCCCAAUGUGCCUUGAAUACUACAGGUAGCACUAGUACCAGUAUGUCAUUCUAAGUUAGGUAGCCAUUCUAGUGAUCUCCCAGACUGACCUAACCAGAAAAAUCAAACACCCGUGUGCUUCAUCUCCUCAAGUUCUCAGACAACAACUUUCCCUUAUCGAUCAUAUCCAUUCCAGUUUACUUUGUGUUAAGGAGUAGGGCUGUGCGUCUAGAAUACUAUUUAUAUUCGUAUUUUGAUCCCAACAUUUGUAUUUCUGGAUACAAAUAAAUACACAUUAUCAGAAAAUGCAAGUAUUGCGUGCAUAUGUUAGUGGUUUUAUUUUCUUACAAAAGUUGUGAGCUUAACAAAAUAGAAACAGACAUCUGAAAGUUUGCCUAAGAAAAAAGGCACAGUGUAAUAACUUUCUGAUGGGUGUUCUUGAAAGGAAUUUUAGAAGAGUCUUUAAAAAUAUUUUCAAUAGUCAGCAUGAGCAGCCAGUAAACUAAAAGAUUUGAGACAGAUUUAUUCAUGGAGCUAACGUGAAGUGGGAAGAAUAUUAUACAAAAUUCAAAGAGAAAUCCAGGAAUAAGAUGUGUCUUUUGAAUAAACUGCUUGAAUAUAAAGACUUCAUCAUUUAAAAAUUGCAAUCAAAUUUGUUUUCAAAAUUUUCCCAAUCCCAACUUUUUCAGUACACUGGAAGCUAGUUCUUUGGGUCCGCUUACACAAUGAAAUUUACUGAUAAAACUAUACUCUGCAUUUUUACAAUUAUAAUUUCUUUGGCAGCCAUUUAUUGUAAAGAGAGUGUCUUCUUGGUUUAUCUUAUUUGAAUGCAAUUUAAUUUUGCCUCUGUACAUUCAUGACCACAGAAUUGCCAAUCUUGACUCAGUUUGACUAUGAAAUCCCUACUCCUUUUCAGGAUUCCAGUCCAUGGUAACACUGGAGCUGACAGCUGAGCCACAGAUAAUGCAGAAACUCCCCAGAUUUCUCACGAUCUCAAAGAUUUCCCUAUCUGAGCUUGUGAAAUUUAUACUUUCUGUAUGUUCCUACCACUAAGGCAUUUUUUUCCAAAAUAUGUUUUAUUUCACAAAAUACCCCAAUUACACCUAAUUCUUCCGUAUUAUUUCAUUCAACUUUCACUAAAAAAAUCUCUUUUUCCCUUCAAAAGCUCCAAUGUUUUCACUUCUUAAUUUGACAUGUAAUUCCAUGGUUUGCCUCUGUUAGUGUUUCGAUACAACUGGUUACUAGUACUGACCUGUCUACUUAAAAAUAAACAUAGAUUCUGGACUUUCCUAACAACA